This is a messenger RNA of Girardinichthys multiradiatus, 3063 nucleotides long. It is a transcript of the gene mcm4, whose product is annotated as minichromosome maintenance complex component 4. Gene Ontology annotation, cellular component: MCM complex; nucleus. NCBI's taxonomy places the organism in Eukaryota, Metazoa, Chordata, Actinopteri, Cyprinodontiformes, Goodeidae. The record is from RefSeq and is a predicted model, not a curated record. Bases 112 to 2694 code for a protein of 860 amino acids. Gene Ontology annotation, molecular function: single-stranded DNA helicase activity; ATP binding; single-stranded DNA binding. Gene Ontology annotation, biological process: DNA strand elongation involved in DNA replication; mitotic DNA replication initiation; DNA replication. The transcript is spliced from 17 exons.
AUUUCUGGCUAUGAUUGGCCAAAAGUUCCCCGCGAAAAUUACGUCAGCCGCAGUUUCGCGCCACAUCUGCAGCAGUCAGACGGCUUUACAAGAAGAGAUAUCCCACCAGCCAUGUCUUCCCCUGCUUCAACACCUGGUGGCCGUAAACGUGGAAGGAAUGCCAACCUCGCCACCCCGAGCAGUGAGGGGCCCAUCUCGCCUCCCUCCCAGAGGCGCCGGGGCCAAGACUCCUCCGGUGGCGACCUGAUGCCAAUGCCAACCUCCCCAGCCACGGACAUGCUCAGUCCUGCUGCCCCGCAGGAUACCUCUCUGCUGUCCAGUCCGAGACCCUCAGGUUUGCCAAAUGAAGUGGACAUGAGUUCCCCUCUAAACUAUGGGACCCCGAGCUCUAGGGUUGAAGGUACACCGCGCAGUGGAGUGCGCGGCACACCAGCUAGACAGCGCCCUGAUCUGGGGUCAGUCAGGAAGGCUCCCCAAGUCGAUCUUCAGUCGGAUCAGCCAAGCACAGACGGCGCAGUAGCCAGCGAGCCUAAUGCAGGCCACAGGCUGGUGAUCUGGGGGACUGACGUCAAUGUUGGAACCUGCAAGGAGAAGUUCCAGAGGUUUCUGCAGAGGUUCAUCGACCCAACCUCCAGUGAGGAUGAGAACGCUGGUCUUGAUCUAAAUGAGCCGUUAUACAUGCAGAAGCUGGAAGAGAUCAGUGUUGUUGCUGAUCCCAUCCUGAAUGUGAACUGUCGACAUGUACAGUCAUUCGAUGCAGAGCUGUACAGGCAGCUCAUCUGCUACCCACAGGAAGUUAUCCCAACGUUCGACAUGGCGGUCAAUGAGCUUUUUUUUGAGCGUUUCCCUGACUCAGUCCUGGAGUACCAGAUCCAGGUCCGCCCUUACAACGCCUUAAAGACCCGAAACAUGAGGAACCUGAACCCAGAAGACAUCGAUCAGCUGAUCACCAUCAGCGGCAUGGUGAUCCGCACCUCGCAGCUCAUCCCUGAGAUGCAGGAGGGGUUCUUCCAGUGCCAGGUGUGUGCCUCCAGCGCCCGGGCAGAGGUGGAUCGCGGCCGAAUCGCCGAGCCAGCCGUGUGUCGCCACUGCAACAACACCCACAGCAUGGCGCUCAUUCACAAUCGCUCACUCUUUUCAGACAAACAGAUGGUCAAAAUCCAAGAGUCCCCCGAAGACAUGCCAGCAGGCCAGACGCCGCACACUACUAUUGUGUAUGCUCACAACGACCUGGUGGACAAAGUGCAGCCAGGAGACAGAGUGAACAUCACAGGUAUCUAUAGAGCGGUCCCGAUGCGCGUUAACCCCCGUCAGAGCAGCGUGAAGUCGGUCUACAAGACCCACAUAGACGCCAUUCACUUCCGUAAGACUGAUGAAAAGCGUCUGCACGGUCUCAACGAAGAUGCCGAGCAGAAGCUGUUCACUGAGGACCGUGUGCACACCCUGAAGGAGCUGGCGGCCAAGCCAGACGUCUACGAGCGCCUGUCCUCCGCCCUGGCACCAAGUAUCUAUGAACACGAGGACAUCAAGAAGGGCAUCCUGCUGCAGCUGUUUGGCGGCACCCGCAAAGACUUCAGUCAGACGGGCAGGGGACACUUCCGUGCUGAGGUCAACAUCCUCCUUUGCGGAGACCCCGGCACCAGCAAGUCCCAGCUGCUCCAGUACGUCUACAACCUGGUACCCCGUGGCCAGUACACUUCAGGGAAGGGCUCGAGCGCUGUGGGCCUCACCGCCUACGUGAUGAAGGAUCCGGAGACGAGGCAGCUGGUCCUGCAGACGGGUGCUCUGGUGCUGAGCGACAACGGCAUCUGUUGCAUUGACGAAUUUGACAAGAUGAGCGACAACACGCGCUCGGUGCUGCACGAGGUCAUGGAGCAGCAGACCCUCUCCAUCGCCAAGGCGGGAAUCAUCUGCCAGCUGAACGCUCGCACCGCUGUGCUGGCAGCUGCAAACCCUGUAGAGUCUCAGUGGAACCCGAAAAAGACAACGAUCGAGAACAUUCAGCUGCCUCACACGCUGCUGUCCAGAUUCGACCUGAUCUUCCUGAUGCUGGAUCCCCAAGACGAGGCUUACGACCGCAGGCUGGCUCACCACCUGGUGUCCCUUUACUACCAGAGCGAGGAGCAGAUGGAGGAAGAGUUCCUCGACAUGGCCGUGUUGAAGGACUACAUCGCGUACGCACGGACGUACAUCAAUCCGCGACUGAGCGAGGAGGCUAGCCAGGCCCUCAUCGAGGCCUAUGUAGAGAUGAGGAAGAUCGGCAGCGGCCACGGGAUGGUGUCCGCCUACCCAAGGCAGCUGGAGUCCCUGAUCCGCUUGGCGGAGGCGCACGCCAAGGUACGCUUCUCCGAGAAGGUGGAGACCAUCGACGUGGAAGAGGCUAAGCGGCUGCAUAAAGAGGCUCUCAAACAGUCGGCGACUGACCCCAGGACGGGAUUUGUCGACAUCUCCAUUCUGACAACGGGUAUGAGCGCUACGGCACGCAAACGUAAGGAGGAGGUGGCCCAGGCGCUGAGGAAGCUGAUCGAGGCCAAAGGAAAGACGCCGGCCAUGAAGUACCAGCAGCUCCUCGAUGACCUCAGGGGACAGUCUGAAACUGCGAUCACCAAGGAGCUGUUCGACGAGGCGCUGCGAGCCCUGGCUGACGACGACUACCUGACCGUCACUGGGAAGACCGUUCGUCUGCUCGCUUGAGGCGCACCGCGGCAGUUCUGUAAAGUCCGUCAAAUUAAAUCCUGUUUCAGCGUCCUUUUGUCCAACUGUAAAAAGUAAAGAGUUUGAGUAAAAACGUAAAUGUAUUAUUCUGAGAUUUAAAAACAUGGUUCAGAAUUAAACCAGUGACUCUGAAGGGUUUGGGCCAUUUUGUGUCUAUAAAGAUGGGGAAGAAGUGGGGCGGGGGGCAAGGGUUGUAAACAAAUGCAACCAGAGGCUGUUGUAAGAUUUUGUUUGUCAUGAGUUUUGAAGUAAUGUUGCGCUUUUUCCAUGCUCUGGUGUAUGAUCAGUAGUUACAAUAUAGCUUGCAUAAACUUGUUAAUAGAAAAAAAUUAAAAUGUUGCACACAAA